UAAAAAUUAAAAAAUGAGCUAAACUGAACUUUUCAACAAAUGGAGGAUGAAAUUGAGCUUUGAUCCUUACUAUUAUUAUUAUUUUUAUUAUUAGAUAAAAGAAAGGUCUUUGCAAUGAUUAAUUAAAUGCCAUGUGCAGCAAAGUUUCCUGAACGUAGAAGCCAUGUGAUGUGAUGUAAAAAUCAUAUGAUAUGAUUCCAAAAUGCAAGCCGUCCCUGUCAGUCCGAAUUUCCUUCCCGAUUUUCAUCACCCUUAUAAUAGAAAACUCAUAAACCAUCAAAACAAGCUGCUAAUACUCAUAACUGACUAAAAUUUAAGUUUUAGUAGAACUGUUUCCUCAGACUCUUCAAGCUCUUCCACCUAGUUUACAACGUUUCACAUUGCAUUGUUUCCAUCGCUAACAUUUCCCAUUUUUUUGUCUUGUUUCUCUUUUAUAUAUAUUUUCCUUAUCAGAAAAUUUCCUGGAAAAUGGAUCCUGCAGGUAAUCCUGAUGAUACGUACUCCAUCAGACAUAAGAAGGAGACAUGGAGGCACACACUCAUGCUGUCAUUUCAAAGCCUUGGAGUGGUUUAUGGUCGCCUGAGUACUGCCCCUUUAUAUGUCUUUGGGACAAUUCCGACGGAAGAUUUCCAAUCAGAUUCUGCAUUUGAAUACUUCUCAUUUAUAUUCUGGACUCUGACCGCCAUUUCUUUACUUAAGUAUGCUUUCUUAGUACUGAGAGCUGAUGACAAUGGAGAGGGUGGUACUUUUGCUUUGUACUCAUUAUUAUGCAGGCAUGCUAAAGUGGGUCUGCUUCCAGAUGAUAGAAGCACCAAGGAGGUCAUGCAUCAUGAAAGGGGAAGCCCUCUCAGGAUCAAGGCUGAAUCAAGGGCCAGAAGAGCUAUUGAAAAAUAUAGAAGCAGUCACUAUCUAUUGCUUUUUUCAGCACUCUUUGGAGCUUGUUUGGUAAUUGGUGAUGCAGUGCUUACCCCAUCAAUUUCAGUAUUGUCAGCUUUCGCAGGUCUUCAACGAGCGUUGUCACAAAUUAAAUAUUCAUCUUCACCAAUGACACAACAUUCCAUAUCAGUUGCUAUUGAAAGAUAUGUGCCAGUUGCUUUUGCAUGUGCUGUUCUUGUAUGCCUUUUCAUGCUGCAGCACUAUGGAACCCGUAAAAUCGGGUUUAUUUUUGCACCAAUUGUUACGAUAUGGAUCUUAUUCAUUGGUGGAGUGGGCUUAUAUAACAUUUUCCAUUGGAACCCUAAAAUCCUUGGUGCAAUCUCUCCAGUAUUUAUGUUCAAAUUUGUAAGAAAUAUUGACAAGAAGAGUUGGAAGUCAUUAGGUAGCAUUCUUCUUUGUGUUGCAGGAUCAGAGGCAAUGUUUGCAGAUUUGGGUCAUUUCUCAAAGAAAUCAAUCCAGAUAACAUUUGCCUGCUUGGUUUAUCCACUUUUAGUUUUUUGCUAUGCUGGUCAAGCUGCAUAUAUAUCUAAACACUUGCAUGCUUCUGAAGAUUUUAAUCAUCUUAGUAAAUCUGUUCCUGGUAAGUUGUUUCAUUGCUUUCAAUUUGGUUUAUUGGCUACGACUCAUGGGAUUUUGAAUCCUGACUCAUGGAAAAAUGCCAAUCCAGAACAUCUUGGUCAUGUCUUCAUAUUCUUGUCCCUGCUUGCUUCAGUUAUUGGAAGCCAAGCAACAAUAACAGCCAGCUUUUCCAUCAUAAAACAGUGCCUGGCACUUGGUUGUUUCCCUAGAGUAAAAGUUGUACAUACAUCAAAUAAUCUUCAUGGACAGGUUUAUAUUCCAGAUGUCAAUUGGUUAUUGAUGGUACUCAGUCUCACUGUCACCAUUGGUUUCCAUGACUUGCACAGGAUUGCAACUUCAGUAGGUCUGGCUAUUGUUUCUGGAAUGGUGGUUACUACUUGUUUGAUGUCUCUUGUAAUCGCUUUGCAUUGGGAGAAGACCUUGUUCAUAUCAGGAUGCUUUUUACUGUUUUUCGGAUUUGUUGAGUCUGUAUAUUUAUCAGCAUGUAUGCUGAAUUUUCACAAAGGAGGUUGGUAUCUACUCGUCAUUUCAGCAGUGACCUUCACAGUCAUGCUCGCAUGGCAUUACGGAACGAAGAAGAAAUAUGAGUUUGAUUUACAAAACAAGGUGCCUACAGAAUGGCUUACAGAUUAUAGCCCAGGACUUGGAGUUUGUAGAGUACCUGGAAUUGGUUUAAUCUACACUGAUAUAGUGUCAGGAAUCCCAGCUUUCUUCUCGCAUUUCAUUACAAAUCUUCCAGCAUUUCAUCAAGUGCUGAUCUUCGUGUCUUUUAAGUCACUGCCUAUCCCUUAUGUGCCCCCAAGUGAGAGGUAUCUUAUCGGCAGGGUUGGUUCCAAAGAUCACAAAAUCUACAGAUGCAUUGUAAGAUAUGGAUACUGUGAUCAAAUCAGGGAUACAGAUGAUUUUGAGGAGCAGAUUAUUCGUUCAAUCGGAGAAUUCAUUUCAUUAGAAGAAAAUGAUUCAGAGUCUCUGAUUUCUCCUGAAGGAAGAAUGAUGAUUGUUGGGAAGCCAUCCCCAGAUGGAAAGGCUUUGAUUCCAUUACAUGACAACAACUCCAUUAAUGUGGGGUCUGCAAACAUGGCAAAUGCUGAAACUUACAAAGGUGCAGCCAGUGAUUUGAUUGAGAAAGCUGGUCCUCUAUGCAGAAAAAAGGUAAGAUUUAUGUUGCCUGAUAAUUCUCCAAGGAUGAGGGUAUGUGUAAGGGAAGAGCUGCAAGAACUGGUUAAUGCCAGGGAAAGUGGGACUGCAUAUUUCUUAGGACAGUCGCAUUUAGAGCUGCGAAAGGACACGAAUUUCGUCAAGAAAUUCUUGAUCAUGGCCUAUGUUUUUCUUGAUAAAAACUGUAGAGAACCUCCUGUGGCAUUGAACAUCCCUCAUGCUGCUCUCGUGGAGGUUGGCAUUGUCUGUACCAUAUAACUUGUACACAAGGAUGUUACUGAUGUCUGUUAUAAUAGACUCUAUAAUCUAAUUCUAAUCUCUUUAAAUUAUUAAAUCAAAACCGGUUUGAAAUCGACUCAAACCGAAACAUAA
Messenger RNA from Manihot esculenta (cassava), 3045 nucleotides. RefSeq names its product potassium transporter 25. The coding region runs from base 469 to 2931 and encodes 820 amino acids. Gene Ontology annotation, biological process: potassium ion transmembrane transport. Gene Ontology annotation, cellular component: membrane. The record is from RefSeq and is a predicted model, not a curated record. Gene Ontology annotation, molecular function: potassium ion transmembrane transporter activity. NCBI's taxonomy places the organism in Eukaryota, Viridiplantae, Streptophyta, Magnoliopsida, Malpighiales, Euphorbiaceae. The transcript is spliced from 9 exons.